Molecule: messenger RNA, 4226 nt
Organism: Brassica rapa (field mustard)
Lineage: Eukaryota; Viridiplantae; Streptophyta; Magnoliopsida; Brassicales; Brassicaceae
Product: low-temperature-induced 65 kDa protein
Biological process (GO): response to abscisic acid
Source: RefSeq, a predicted model, not a curated record
AUGGCCAGCUAUAGUCGACCGGUAGGGCCGUAGUCUGGAGGGUCAAUAAAGCGUUUACGGGCGGUGUGACCGAGCACUAUCUUGGGAGUUUUGUUGGCAUGUUAGCACAUCGCUAGGACCAUUGUUUGUUGUUUUAGUACUUUAGGUACCGUAUUUGACAAGUGUUAGAAUUAAAUUAUAUUUAUUUAGAAUGCUAUGUCCGGGUCCAUGGACUUCGGGUUUUCAUCUCAUACCUCACUGAACGAUUACACUGUCGCUCACCCCUCUUUCUUUCCUAUUUCAGGUGAGACAAACAAUUCUGUGAUAUUUGGACGGACUUGGUGGUACUGGACUUUUCUUUCGGAUUUUAUUUGGGCUAGGGUAAGUGUAGUUGGGUUUAUGAGCUUUUAUAUUACGUGAUAUUGUUGGUGGCAUAUCGUCCUUACAGAGAGGGAAACAUGUGUCACAUUGUUAUAUACUGACACGGUGGGGGUGACACGCUGUCCUCAAGAUAGGUGGUAACAUAUGUCUCAUUUUUAUUGGUCUCUCUCUUUUAUUAGAUGAUGAUAAUCAAGAAAAGAUAAUGAGAUGAGCAACUUAAACACUCAACUUCUCAGCUCAUCCACGUACCAUAUUCCACGUCCAAUAUACACAAGAACACUUGUACACUCCUUAAUGAAUCUCCUAACAUUCUUACCCUUUCAGAAUUUUUAGUUACUUUGUUGUUAUAACUACUUUAUCUCCACUUCUCAUGAGACAUACACACUCAAAUCUCUCUCAUGAUCUAUGACUACAAUUCACAAAUCUCCACCUUACACCUUCACUUGUAUCCAAAUCCGGAUAUCUUCAUCGCUUAAUGAGAUUAGCUUCUUUAGUUUUUAGAAAUCCGAAGCAUAUGCAAUGCUUCCUUUAACUUGUAGACUUACAACCCUUUGUAAAUAUAUCUGUGGAAUUGAGCUAUAUAGCUAUCUUCAGUAUCUUAACCUCUGCCUUACAAAUAAGAGAUCUCUUCUAAAAUGCAACUUACAGCCACGUGUUUCAUCCCAUAAAAAAUACAGCAUUCUUUGACAAAGAAAUUGUGCUUUGAGAGUCAUAAUAAAUUUCCACUGUUUCAUGUCCAAACCUAAACUCCUCUGCAAACCCCUUCAAGCAUGCUUAUUCAUGUAUAGCUUCUGAUAAUGCAAUAUAUUCAGCCUCUGUUGUAGUAAAGGCAUCCAUCUUUUGUAAUGACGACUUCUAUCUAUUAGCAUUCUCAUUUGCAAUAUAAGUCAUACAUGUGAUAGAUCUUUUGCACAAACUCCCUUUCUUCUUGUAGCAUAACCUUAUUUCAAAUGAACCCUAAAUGUACCUCAAUAUCCACCUUAACAGCCUGCCAAUGCUCUUUCAUCGGUUAUCUCAUAAACCUACUAACAAGUCCCACAAGAUAAGCCAGAUCAGGACGUGUCCCGCCCAUUGAAUAUAUUAUACAACCCAAGACAUUUUGAUAUGGGACAUCCUUCAUGACUUCAUACUCCUCUUGAUACUGUCUGUCAGUUGGUGUCUUUAAUUUGAACUAAAGCUCACAUAAGAGUAGCUAUUGCUUUUGAUUGAUCCAUAUGAAAAUUACUCAAAAAUCUCCACAAGUAACUAUCAUGUGAUAUCCACAAACCACCAUUCACCCUAUCUUUCUCUGUUUCCAUACCCAAAAUCUUCUUUGCAUCUUGUAGAUCCUUCAUUUCAAUUUUUUUUUUCUUUUGUAGUAUAAUCUUCAUCUUUUUCACCUGAGCUUUUUCUUUAGACGCAAUCAGUAGUCAUCGACAUACAUAAGUAAAUAUACAUAUGCACCAAUCUCCACCUUCUUGUAACAAAAACAAUGAUCAUAUUCGCUUCUCACAUGUCCAUUGUCUAUAAUGAAGUCAUCAAAUCUCCUAUUCCACUAUUUAGGUGAUUGUUUAACCUAUACAAUGACCUUUUGAGCAAACAAAAUUUAUUUGGAUUCUUCUUAUCCACAAAUCCUUAUGGUUGCUCCAUCACUAUGUGCUCGUCCAAAUAUCCAUGGAAAAAGCUGUAUUUACGUCAAGCUAUUAUAGUUCCAUAUUGAAAUGUACUACUAUGUACAGUAAGUAUCUGAUGGAUACAUGUUUUACAACUGGUGCAAACAUCUUCUGAUAAUCUAUGCCCUUUUUCUGUGAAUAGCCUUUGGUUACAAGCCGUGCUUUAUAGCUCGGAGACUCUACUCUAACAAUUCCAGGUUUUCUUUUAAAGAUCUUUAUGCAAAAAAUCGCUUUUUGAUCCUUAGGUCUGUCAAUCAAACUCCAAGUGUGAUUUUUCUUCAGAGACGUCAUCUGUUUUUCUGCUGCAUCUGUUCAUUUAUCGUUGUUAAGAUCAUUCAUUGCCUCUUCAUAACUUUCAGGCUCUAUUCUCCAUUAUAUUUACUUCUCUUUCUAUUCAAUUCACGUUCAUUGAAGUUAUAUGUGCUUUGGACUGAUCCGGAGCUAUUUAAAAUUCGAUAUCAACUAAAUUUCUUGUGUUCUAUUUUCCUUUUCACACAAGCAAUAUUUUCGGUCAUAGAAGUUCCGAGUCAUGCUUGAGUUCUUUAAGGAGUGUCUUUCUAUUUUCUGCUUCCAUUUUUUUCUCUAGAAAACCCUAUAGAUGCGAGUCCUAUUAUUCAGCUCAAAACGUCAAUACCUAAGGCAAAGACUGUCUCUUUUUUUUUUUGUAAUGUUUCUUCAAUUGGAGGCCAUGGCUAUUCUUAAGCAAUUUUCUUGUGGUCUCUCCAAGAACAUCGGAUAAACAAGAUUCAGGGACAUGCACACCACCCUUUCUUGUCUUUAUAUGCAUCUUGUGUUAUCAUCUGAGAAUCAAAGUUCCAAAACAGAAAACCUACAAGACUGUUUGUUUUUCUCAAAUGUCGCAUCAACUUGACCCGGUAGCUGAGCUCGAAACCUUAAAAACACAUGUUCAUCAACCAGGAAGCCCUAGCUUCUCAACACUUCGCCAGCGUCAUCAUUGUAAAUCUCUUCAAGAAAUUAUCUGAUUUCACAAUAUAUUUGUUUUGUUGCUUCUCCCUAACUUAUUUUGAUGUUCUUUCAUACUUUUUUCCAGCUGGUGAAGCGUCUAAAUUGUCGCCUAUUGGCUCACCAAGAAAGGAAAAUGAGCAUCAUGGAGAACAUUCCCACCAUAAGAAAUCUUUGUUCUCAAAAAUGAAGGAUAAGGCAAAAAAGCUGCAGCACAGUCUCAGCGGCAAGAGGAGACAUGAUGAAGAAGGUGAUGCAACCAUGUCGCCACCAUUUGGCAGAUCCGCAGACCACCAAGUUAGAGAAGCAGGAGGUUUUGCCACACUCUCACCACGUGACAAUUCUAAAGACCAUAAAGUAAGAGAAGAAGGAGAAUUAGAAGAAGAAGAAGAAGAAGAUCCUGAAUAUCUCGGAGCCCCAAUGUAUGAAUCAAAGAAGGCACCUGAAGAGCUAAAGGCCACUGCGAGCCAGCAUCCCCGAGAAACUCCUGUGAUCACUGACACGAAUGUCUUGUCUGUUCUCCCAGCCAAUCACCACGCUGAACAACAAAAAGAUUGUACUGGUUCCAACAGAAUGAUGUCUGAGAAGAAUGUCUUGUCGAAUGUCAAGCAAGAGAAGAAAGGGAAAGAGUACACAAAAAAGGAACCAACUAGUCCAAGCAAGACAGUAGCAGAAACCGUAACAGAGACGCUAGCACCUGCUUAUGCCAAAGUCUCUGAAGCUACUCACGCUAUAACCAAGAAGAUUCAAGAUAUGGCUUUCCCGGAAACAACAGAUGCAGAGCCGGAGAUAAAAGAUGUUUCAGAAAUCAACACCGCAGGGACUAACCAGCCUGCUGGCUUCAACACUCAGGUAUGGGACAAAGGCGUGUCCAUGAAGGAAUACAUAAGCCAGAAGUUUACGCCUGGGGAAGACGAUAGAGAACUUUCUCGAGUGAUAUCUAAAGCUAUAAGCCCUCGCAAAGCUUCUUCCGAGGCUGGUACAUUUAAUGGAGCCACAAACAUGGUGCCUGCUUCAAACUCAUCAGACAACAAAGCUCCCAUUUUAGCCAACACAAAUGAGAUUGUUAAGGAAGAAAAUCAUGGGAAGAUGCUUCAACCAAACUAAAGAACAAAGUGGCUGUGUUAAAUCUGUAUUGGCAUCUAUUUGUUGUAUUAUGAGAUUGAAGAUACUAAUACAUCAUUUUUGUUUUGUUUUCAUUCAUUUAAUUGACCAUUAGUUUUAUUGAAAACAUUAUUUUGUUUUCUUGUA